AACAGCAGAAUGCAGCACUGGCCCCUGGGAUUUCUCAUCUGUCUCUUUCUCAGCUUUCUACUGCCAGGCAGGGGGCAUGGUUUUACCAUCAAUUGUUCGGGAUUUGACUACCGAGGGGUGGACCCCACUGUCUUUGCCUCUGUGAUUGGGAGAAAGGACUUUCGUCCAGUUCUCAACUACAGCUUCCCAACCUAUGUCAACAUCUCCUUCACCAUGUCCUCCAUCUUGGAUGUGGACGAGCAGCUCCAGCUUCUGACUUCAUUCCUGUGGCUGGACAUGGUCUGGGACAAUGCUUUCAUCAGCUGGAACCCAGAGGAGUGUGGGGGCAUUCAGAAAAUCUCUGUGACAACACAAAACUUGUGGCUCCCAGACAUCUUCAUCAUAGAGUCUGUAGAUGUGGAUCAGACUCCAACAGGUCUCACUGCGUAUGUGAGUAAUGAAGGUCGCAUCAAGUAUAAGAAACCAAUGAGGGUGACCAGCAUCUGUAACCUGGACAUCUUCCGCUUCCCCUUUGACCAGCAGAACUGCACUCUGACCUUUAGCUCCUUUCUCUACACAGUGGAUGACAUGUUGCUGGGCAUGGAAAAGGAACUGUGGGAGAUUGUAGACACAUCACGGAAUCUUAUCAUGACCCAAGGGGAGUGGGAACUCCUGGGCAUCAACAAAGCAACCCCAAAGAUGUCAGUGGGGUCCAGCCUUUAUGACCAGAUCAUGUUUCACGUGGCUAUUAAACGCCGACCUGGCCUCUAUGUGGUAAACCUGCUGUUGCCCAGUGGAUUUCUGAUAGCAAUCGAUGCUCUGAGCUUCCUUCUGCCAGUUGAAAGUGGGAACCGAGCCCCAUUCAAGAUGACCCUUCUUCUGGGAUACACUGUCUUCCUACUCAUGAUGAAUGACUUGCUUCCUGCCAGUGGCAUCCCUCUGAUAAGUGUCUACUUUGCUCUGUGUCUGACCCUGAUGGUAACCAGCCUGUUGGAGUCAGUCUUCCUCACCUAUCUCUUGCACGUGGUCACUACACAGCCCCCUCCCAUGCCACACUGGCUCUAUUCACUUGUGCUAAGAUACAUCAAAGCUACAGAAUGCUUCAACAAGAGGUCCCAGAAAGAGAACAAGGGCCCUGGACCCAACUCCAUCCAUCUGCCGGGCCUGAAAGACCCAGUGGUGGUGACAGAAUGGAAGCCAGGCCCAGGUAAGGCUGGGCUGAACGGAGACCCACAAUCCCCAUGGACAGAGCCUGAACAGCAGAACCAGAGGCAAAGGACUGUGGAUAUGUGGGUGAAGUUUAGCCUCGCUCUGGACACGAUGCUCUUUUGGCUUUACCUGUCAUUCAUGUCCUCCUCCUUAACCACAAUCAUCAUCCUCUGGAAAGGCUAG
Messenger RNA from Dromiciops gliroides (monito del monte), 1371 nucleotides. RefSeq names its product 5-hydroxytryptamine receptor 3C-like. NCBI's taxonomy places the organism in Eukaryota, Metazoa, Chordata, Mammalia, Microbiotheria, Microbiotheriidae. The record is from RefSeq and is a predicted model, not a curated record. Gene Ontology annotation, molecular function: extracellular ligand-gated monoatomic ion channel activity; neurotransmitter receptor activity; transmembrane signaling receptor activity. Gene Ontology annotation, cellular component: synapse; neuron projection; membrane. Gene Ontology annotation, biological process: regulation of membrane potential; monoatomic ion transmembrane transport; nervous system process. Bases 10 to 1371 code for a protein of 453 amino acids. The transcript has 9 exons.